Molecule: messenger RNA, 951 nt
Organism: Saccostrea cuccullata (small rock oyster)
Lineage: Eukaryota; Metazoa; Mollusca; Bivalvia; Ostreida; Ostreidae
Exons: 2
Coding region: 1-951 (316 amino acids)
Source: RefSeq, a predicted model, not a curated record
AUGCCACCGAGAGCUAAGAAGCGUAGAAUGGCUCAACCAGCAGCGACUGCCACACAGCAGCCAAGUGGGCCAUCCUUUGCACCGACCACCUCUGGAGCAACAAUCUCAACUCCAACAGAUGUUGGUACCACCCCUGCUCCUGUCCCAUCAAUACAUAUGAUUGGUAUGAAUGUUUCUAGCACAGUCAAACAACGUAUUAUUAGUGGGCAGUAUAUUGAUUUGGCCACAUUGGUAACACCAAAAUCAGGGUCUGAUGAAAAGAAAUUAGUUAUGAAUAGUAUGGGUGAGAUAAUUUAUAAAGAUGCCAACCCAAAAAAGGUAGAAAAUAUUGAGCAAUGGACUGACCUUAUGCUCAUAUUUGCAAGUGUGUACUUGAGUGCACAUCCCGCCAAGACUCUUGACCUACUUAAGUACAUACAAACCGUAAGAAUGGGUGUUAGCAGGGGGGCUAUAUCUUGGAAAGAAUAUGAUACGCAGUUUAGGCUGCGCAAAGAGCAAAAUCCUGUGUCUUCUUGGGGUGAAAUUGACUCGGAAUUAUGGUUGAUGUAUAUGCAUUCUGGGCCCGCUUAUAACGUAACAAAUGCACCCAAAACCAAUAAUGAUAAUUGCUUCAAUUUCAAUUACAAGGGAUCUUGUGACAAAUUCCCAUGCAUGUAUAAACACAGUUGUAUUCGAUGUGGUAGUAACCAUCCACAGAUACAUUGCCUUACACAAGCCUCAAACACUGGGUCCCCACAAAUAUUUCGCCAACAAAAUUCAAGUGGUCAAUUCUAUGGACAGUCAAGUUUUCGUCCACAAACCACCAAUGCAAAUACCAACUAUAAGGGGUAUUCAACCAAUGCAAAUACCAAUUAUAGGGGGUAUUCCAGCAGCAACACCCAGCGCCCCACCUACUCAAGACCAAGAUUCCGCACCCCGCAAUCUAUGGCGUCUAGGUUCAACGCCUAUUAA